Molecule: messenger RNA, 2083 nt
Organism: Mesoplodon densirostris (Blainville's beaked whale)
Lineage: Eukaryota; Metazoa; Chordata; Mammalia; Artiodactyla; Ziphiidae
Product: zinc finger protein 709-like
Biological process (GO): regulation of transcription by RNA polymerase II
Cellular component (GO): nucleus
Molecular function (GO): RNA polymerase II transcription regulatory region sequence-specific DNA binding; DNA-binding transcription factor activity, RNA polymerase II-specific
Source: RefSeq, a predicted model, not a curated record
AUGUUUUAGGACUCAGUGAUUUUUGAGGAUGUGGCUGUGAACUUCACCCUCGAGGAAUGGGCUUUACUGAAUUUUUCACAGAAGAAACUCUAUAGAGAUGUGAUGCGGGAAACCUUGAGGAACCUGGCCUCAGUAGGGAGGAAAUGGGAAGAUCAUGACAUUGAAGAUCAGUACAAAAAUCAGAGGAGAAAACCAAGAAAUCAUGUGGUAGGAAGACUCUGUGAAAAUAAAGAGGGUAGUCAAUGUGGAGAAAACUUCUGCUUUAUUUCAAAUCUCAGUCUGAACAAGAAAACUGCUGGAGUGAAACCACAUGAAUGCAGUGCAUGUGGAAAAGUCUUCAUGCAUCAUUCAUCCCUUAAUAGACACGUGAGAUGUCACACUGGACAUAAACCAUAUGAAUAUCAGAAAUAUGGAGAGAAGCCAUAUAAAUGUAAGGAACAUGGGGAAGUCUUCCAUUAUCUCCAGUAUUUUGAAAAACAUGAAGGAAAUCACAAUGGAAAGAAAACCUAUAAAUGUAUGGAAUGUGGGAAAACCUUCACGUGGCUCAGGAGUUUUCAAAGACACAAAGUAACGCACCCUGGAAAUUCUCCUCAUAAAUGUAAGGAAUGUGGCAAAACCUUUAUUUCUUCAAAUUCUCUUCAAAUACAUGAAAGAACCCACACUGGAGAAAAAUCCUAUCAAUGUAUACAAUGUGGAAAAGCCUAUAGAUACCAUCAAAAUUUUCAAACACAUUUAAGGACUCACACAGAAGAGAAACCGUUUGAAUGUAAAAAAUGUAGUAAUGUUUUCAUUUGUCCUGGUUCUCUUCGGAAACAUGAAAGAUUUCAUACUGAGGUGAAACCCUAUGAAUGUAAGCAAUGUGGUAAAGCUUUCUGUUCUCACGUAGACUUCCAGGUACAUGAAAGAAAUCAUACUGGAGAAAAACCCUAUGAAUGUAAAAAAUGUAGUAAAGCAUUCAGCUUUCUCAGUUACCUUCGAAAACAUGAAAGAACUCACACUGAAGAGAAACACUAUGAUUGUAAAUAUUGUGGUAAAGCUUACAGAGAUUACAGAUUCUUACAAAUACAUGAAAGAACUCAUACUGGAGAGAAACCCUAUGAAUGUAAACAAUGUGGUAAAGCCUUCAGUUAUUAUAGUUCCUUGAAAAUACACAAAAGGGCUCAUACUGGAGAGAGACCCUAUGAAUGUAAGGAAUGUGGGAAAACUUACAGAUAUUACAAUUCCUUUCAAACACAUGAAAGGACUCACACAGGAGAAAAACCCUAUGAAUGUAAACAAUGUGGUAAAGAUUUCAGUUCUCAAAGAGGUUUCCAAGUACAUGUAAGAAAUCACACUGGAGAAAAACCGUAUGAAUGUAAAGAAUGUAGUAAAGCAUUCAGCUGUCCCAGUUCUCUUCGAAAACAUGAAAGAACUCACAGUGGAGAGAAACCUUAUGAAUGUAAGGAAUGUGGGAAAGCCUUCAUUUGUCACACAAACUAUCGAAGGCACGUGAAAAUGCACACUGGAGAGAAACCCUAUGAAUGUAAACAGUGUAAUAAAGCAUUUGUGUGUCCCAGUUACCUUCGCAAACAUGAAAAAACUCAUACUGGAGAGAAACCCUAUGAAUGUCAACAAUGUGGUAAAGCCUUCAGUUAUUACUAUUCCUUACAAACACAUGAAAAAACUCAUACUGGAGAGAAACCCUAUGAAUGUAAACAUUGUGGUAAAGCCUUUAGUUAUUACCAUUCCUUUCACACACAUGAAAAAAUUCACACUGGAGAGAAACCAUAUAAAUGUAGUGAAUGUGGAAAAGCCUUCAUUUGUCACUCAAACUGUCUAAGACAUGUGAGACUGCACAGUGGAGAACCAUAUAAAUGUGAAGAAUGUGGGAAAGCCUACAGUCAUCUUAAUUCCUUCAGAAGGCACAAAAAGACUCACUGGAUAAUCCUGAAUGUAAACAGCAUGAGCUGUGGGUUUCCACUGAUGUCUUUCCAAGAUCCACAUCAAAGAUCCAUUAAAGUUUGGAUUUUUUGUGCCCACUUGCCAGUGACCUUCAUGAUUACACCUGUAGCAAAGAGAGGAGGGUAAUGAAUUCUGAUAAUAA